UUCAACAAGACGAAAAAAUAUACUUGACGGGAGACGCUACCGCGUCUCCAGAUUACAUUGAUUGUUUGUGUUAAUGCAUUUGCAGGUUUUGUUAUAUCUACCUUUUGCACAACUAUUUCGUCGGCCUUCACCUUGUCAACCGGAAGUUUCUGUACGACAAUGAUAAUGACUGGAUGUUAUUGGCCAACAGAGGGAAUGCCGACAUGGCUUGACUGGAUUAGCUACAUAUGGCCAACUACAUUGCCCACCCAAUCUUUGAGGGGAAUCAUUUACAAAAAUUCUUCCAUUUCUGAUUCGGAAGUUUAUAUUGGUUUUAUAACAACAUUAGGGUGGACAGUGCUGUUCUUUGUCGUAACUAUAUUUGGUAUGAAAUUGAAAUCGUAGUAUUAUUAGAGGUUUUUUGUCUACAUUAUAUAAAUACAGUCUUGCAUUGUCUACAAACUGCAGUAGAUAAAUGUGCAGAGUGAGCCUUUAAAAGUCUUAUUGAUUUAUGUGUUUAAGGAAAUGUAUAAUUAUUCGUAUUGUUACCAGUAUAUAAUUAGCAAAUGUAGAGGUCAUUAUUAGACGACCCAAGUGGCAAACAGCGUAGAGUAUUUAUUUCAUAGGUUACAUCCAACAUUUUUACCAUCCGGAUUGUAGUCAGACGUGCUUUGUAACACGAAUCUUGGUGACAGGUGCCUUAACGCGCGCGCGAAAUACAUGUGUUUAAUUUUAUAGUUAAAUAUUGAUUGAUACGUCCUGACUUCUGGUAUUUUAAAUCCUUGAAAAUGAACGCAAUUCGGUGAUCAAAACGUUGGAUGUAAGCUAUUAAAGAAAUAAUUUACACCAUCUGCCACUUGGGUAGUUGGUCGUCUAAUAAUCCUCUCCCCUACACUUUAUAAUUAUUUUCUCCGUUUAAAUAGGUGUGUGAGAUAUUGUUUGCUUCAAACGAAUAAAAAUUCAUGAACUGAA
Molecule: messenger RNA, 951 nt
Organism: Vollenhovia emeryi
Lineage: Eukaryota; Metazoa; Arthropoda; Insecta; Hymenoptera; Formicidae
Product: ABC transporter G family member 20-like
Exons: 2
Coding region: 160-384 (74 amino acids)
Biological process (GO): transmembrane transport
Cellular component (GO): plasma membrane
Molecular function (GO): transmembrane transporter activity
Source: RefSeq, a predicted model, not a curated record